AUGACAAAAGGAGGUUAUGGUAUUAUAUAUAAAGCAACUUGGUCAUAUACGAAUGAAACUGUCAUUUUAAAAAGAUUUGAAAAUUCUAAAAAUAUUGGCAAAUAUUUCUUAAAUGAGUUGAAAUCGCUUCAACAUUGUUUUGAAAGCUAUAAUGGUUAUAUCAUUGAAACGCUUAAAACUAUUCAUGAUAAAAAAUUUAUACACCGAGAUUUCCAUAGUGGAAACAUAUUAUGUGAUAGAUGGAAUAUGUAUCGACAUAAAUGGAAAAUUGGAGAUCUAGGAUUAUCACAAGCUGUAAAUAAUAGAUUAUCAAAUAAUGAAAUAUAUGGAGUGAUACCUUAUAUUGCACCAGAAAUCUUUAAAGGGUCUGAAUUUUCUCAGAAAUCUGAUAUUUAUGGGUUUGGCAUGAUUAUGUGGGAGCUUACUACGGGUUGUAAACCUUUUGCUGAUGUUGAACAUGAUCAUACUCUUAUUUAUAAGAUUCUUGAUGGAGAACGACCUAAAAUUACAGAUGAUACACCAAAAUGUUAUACUAACUUAAUGAAAAGUUGUUGGGAUCCUGAUCCUAAAAAAAGGCCUUCUAUAAAAGAAAUUCAUUCAGCUUUUUGUUUGUGGGCAUUAAUUGCUAAAUAUAAAGCAAAAUUUGGUCAAGCUGAAGCAAAAAGAAAGAAACUGAUAGAAUCAAAGAAACUUGGACCGGAAUUUGCUGAAAAACAUCAUUCAGAAGCAAUUUAUACAAGUAGGGCAUUAAUUGCUUUAAUUUCUAAAUGUUCAUCUGUCUAUUCAUCUUCAACAAUUUCAUUUGGUUCCAAUUAUAUCUCAGAACUAGACACUGAAAGUUUGUCAUCAACUACUUUAGAUUUUAAUUAUAUCUCAGCAGAAUUAGAGUUUGAUAUAAGUACUGAAAGUUUGUCAUCACAAAAUUUGAAUUCUAUGAUUCAAAAAUUUUCAACCGUUUUAGAUUCUAAUUAUAUCUCAACAGAAUUAGAGCUUGAUAUAGACACUGAAAGUUCAUCAUCACAGAAUUUAAGUUCUACAAUUCAAAAAUUUUCAACCUCUUUAAAAAGGAGAAGAAUUGAUGUAGAUGUUGAAGCUCAUGAUAAUUAUGAAUCUACAAUGACGUUUGCUGCUGUCUUUAGAGCGUACAAUGGUGGACAUUACUUUUUGGAAACGGAAACAGAGAAAUUUGAAAAAAUGCGUAGUCAAAUAUUGCAUAUUCUAAAUAAUUUCCCCCUUUUUGGGAGGCAAAAGUAUCAAUCUUGA
Rhizophagus irregularis DAOM 181602=DAOM 197198 is the source of this 1263-nucleotide messenger RNA. The record is from RefSeq and is a predicted model, not a curated record. NCBI's taxonomy places the organism in Eukaryota, Fungi, Glomeromycota, Glomeromycetes, Glomerales, Glomeraceae.